CUACACCUGCUGGUUAAAGAAGGUAAACUCGACGGAGUCAAGCUCAUGUUGCGAUGUGGAAUGAAACUCGAUCAGAGGAACCGACACGGUCAAACUGCCCUACAUCUGGCUGCGGAAAACGGGCGUUUAGAGAUUGCGAAAGCUCUCAUGUCCGGGGGAGCAGAUAUUAACUCCGAGGAUUAUUCGGGUAUGACGCCGCUUCGAACUGCCCUGAAAAAGGGACAACUCGACCUCGUGCGAGAAUUGCUCAAACGA
Messenger RNA from Trichoderma citrinoviride, 255 nucleotides. Its product is annotated as ankyrin repeat protein. The record is from RefSeq and is a predicted model, not a curated record. NCBI's taxonomy places the organism in Eukaryota, Fungi, Ascomycota, Sordariomycetes, Hypocreales, Hypocreaceae. The annotation marks the transcript as partial. Gene Ontology annotation, molecular function: protein binding. The transcript has a single exon.